CAGUCAUCACAUCUCUUUGUGCCAGACAUACAAUAACUAGUGUUCUUUGUGAUCGUGUUUCAUGUAGUGUAGAAGUGACCCACGACAAGGCAUAUGGUCAGUAAUUAUCAUUGUGGAAAUGUGACCAUUUCUGGAUGGAUCAGCCACUUCAUCAUGCACCGCCUCUGCCGUGGUCGUUGGCAUCAACACCACCCAUUAGUCUUCAAGGGCGACUUAACCCUUACUGUGAGGUCACGUGACGCGACUCCUCGACAAAAGACACGAAGUUGGUUGACUGUAUGGUGGUCACGGUCAAGUUUGCUGCAAGUUGUGUAACGGCACCGGGAAUGGAGGAAGUGGUCUUGGUGACGGGCGGGUCGGGCCUCAUUGGCUCCGCCAUCCAAGAAGUGGUCAAAGAUGACCCCGCAAGCAAAGAGAAGUGGUUCUUCGCGACCUCCAAGGAUGCCGACUUGAGAGACCUGGGGCAGACCAAGGCGCUGUUGGAGAGGGUCAGACCCACAAUGGUCAUCCACCUGGCAGCGAGAGUGGGCGGACUCUACGACAACAUGCGACACAACCUGGACUUCCUCAGAGACAAUAUACACAUAAAUGACAAUGUGCUGGCUUGCUGUCACGAAAUGAAAGUUCGUAAAGUAGUGUCGUGUUUGUCUACGUGCAUCUUUCCAGACAAGAUUACGUACCCAAUUGAUGAAACAAUGGUGCACAACGGGCCGCCUCACAGCUCCAACUUCGGCUACAGCCACGCGAAACGCCUGAUCGACGUGUACAACGCGGCGUACCACCAGCAGCACGGCUGCCUGUUCACGUCCGUGAUCCCCUGCAACGUGUUUGGGCCGCGCGACAACUUCCGGCCGGAGGCGGCGCACGUCAUUCCGGCGCUCAUCCACAAGCUGCAUGUCCUCAUGGAGACAGGAAAUACCAAGGAAUCCGUUUUCACAGUCCUUGGCUCUGGGCGGCCCCUCAGACAAUUCAUCUACUCAUUAGACUUGGCGAAGUUGAUUGUGUGGGUUUUGCGUGAGUACGAAGAGGUGAACCCAAUUAUUCUCUCUGUUGAUGAGAAGGAUGAAGUUCCCAUAAGCAGAGCAGCGGAAGCUAUAGCCAAAGCAUCAGGUUUCAAUGGCACAAUGGUUUACGACACUUCGCAGUCGGACGGUCAGUUCAAGAAGACUGCGAGCAACGCGAAACUCCGUAGAUACCUUCCCGACUUUGUCUUCACUCCUUUCGACGAAGCAGUUUCGCAUACAGUGAGGUGGUACGCAGCAAACAAGAACUCUGCACGAGUAUAGUUCGAGUUCAAAGACGACGAUUAUUCGAAGUGUUUAUCGAAGAAACUGGGGAAGAGCAUAUCAGAAGUGAGUCUACAGUUGUGUAUAUAUUUUCCUAUAAUGGUUGCAGUGAAGCUAUUUGUAAACUGUUUUGUCAUGUUGCUGUUGGAAUUGUGUGAACAAAAAUAAAUGUUUUCUGUUGCA
Messenger RNA from Bacillus rossius redtenbacheri, 1469 nucleotides. It is a transcript of the gene Gmer, whose product is annotated as GDP-L-fucose synthase. Bases 279 to 1286 code for a protein of 335 amino acids. The record is from RefSeq and is a predicted model, not a curated record. Gene Ontology annotation, biological process: nucleotide-sugar biosynthetic process. Gene Ontology annotation, molecular function: GDP-L-fucose synthase activity. The transcript is spliced from 7 exons. NCBI's taxonomy places the organism in Eukaryota, Metazoa, Arthropoda, Insecta, Phasmatodea, Bacillidae.